AUGGUGGACACGGGUGAAGACUACUUUUUGCCAGUAGAAGGCCAACGAGUAUUUGGUGCAGGUAUCAAACAUAAGCGAAUCGCUUUUGUACCUGCUUCUGCCGAAUCCUCCACCUCAACAACCACCGCACCCACGUCGACCAACGCUGGCUCUCACUAUCUGUCGAUCGUUCUCCCCAAAGAAACUGAAGAGGCGGCGAAGCGUAGCAAAAUUGAUUCGGAAGAGAAAUCCAUUGAAAUCGGAGCAGAAACAUGCGCGGUCUGCAAGCAGCCCAUCUCGUCUACAAAUGAUAAAGUUGCAAUCAACAGCCACGAGUCCUCCAUAGCACAUCAAGUCUGUCUCGAGCACUCACAUCCGCCGUCACAUUUGGACCGAAACCAUGUGGGUGUCAAAUAUCUAACAACCUACGGAUGGGAUCCAAACAGCAGGAAAGGAUUAGGCGCCAGGCAGGAAGGAAUCAGAAUACCCAUCAAAGCCAAGGAAAAGCACGAUACUGUAGGGCUUAGAGAAACCGGUGAAGACGAUGACAAACAUGCGACGAAGAGGAAGAAGAAUGUCCCGGCGAAGAAAGAGGAUAAAAUUGUAAAACUCAAUGCCAAACAGGUCAGAAUUCAGGAAAUGGAAACCAAGAAAAGAACCGAGAAAUUGCGACAAUCGUUUUACGGACCAGAUUUGGAGAAAUACCUGGGUCCAAAUGGCUGA
This is a messenger RNA of Rhinocladiella mackenziei CBS 650.93, 702 nucleotides long. RefSeq lists its product as uncharacterized. The coding region runs from base 1 to 702 and encodes 233 amino acids. The record is from RefSeq and is a predicted model, not a curated record. The transcript has a single exon. Gene Ontology annotation, molecular function: nucleic acid binding. NCBI's taxonomy places the organism in Eukaryota, Fungi, Ascomycota, Eurotiomycetes, Chaetothyriales, Herpotrichiellaceae.